Clarias gariepinus (North African catfish) is the source of this 4400-nucleotide messenger RNA. It is a transcript of the gene hdac6, whose product is annotated as histone deacetylase 6. Gene Ontology annotation, cellular component: histone deacetylase complex. Gene Ontology annotation, molecular function: zinc ion binding; histone deacetylase activity. Lineage: Eukaryota; Metazoa; Chordata; Actinopteri; Siluriformes; Clariidae. Bases 266 to 3547 code for a protein of 1093 amino acids. The transcript has 28 exons. Gene Ontology annotation, biological process: chromatin organization. The record is from RefSeq and is a predicted model, not a curated record.
UGUGAGCGCGUUAGGCAGAAAGCACAGACACUGAGCUUAUCAAUUUAAUCAAUUUAACUGAUUAGAUUUUUAUUCGUGUUUGUUUUAUUUUUCAAUGGAAACUUUAUCAGACAAAAUCGUUUACACUCCUGUUUAAUAAUAAAAUGGCUUUUAAAUCAUAUUUCUCUUGGAGGAGCUGGUGAAACACAAGGGAAAGCAAGACAAGCAAGCUAGACAUUUUCAUUUUUCUGGAAAAAAAACAAACAAAACAAACAUUUGCCUUGGCAUGGAUUCGACGUCCGAUCAAACUCCUAAGGGUUCGAAACGUUCUCCAAGAAAAACACCACAGAGCUCUGGCAAGCGUGGAAACAGCAAACGCAGCCAGAAACCUGGAGGUCUCCAGGAGGCUAGAAAUAAAGGUAGACGGGACCGAGGCAGAGCAGAAGAGGAGAUGACCAACAAACUCAAAAGCAUGAAUUUGCACGACAAGCCAAAGGUGACUGGCACUGGCCUGGUUUACUCCGAAGUCUUCUCCCGUUAUCGCUGCCUGUGGGACUCCAGUCACCCCGAGUGCCCGGAGAGAGUGACCACUAUAGUGGGGAUGAUGGAGAAAGAGGGGUUGCUGUCUCGCUGCGUGCCUGUGGAGACGAGAGACGCGUCUGACGAGGAACUGUCUCUGGUUCACACGAAGAAAUACAUUGAUUUCAUGAGGUCCACCCAGAAGAUGACGGAGGAGGAGCUGAAGUGCGUCUCUGAUCGCUACGACUCCGUCUACCUCCAUCCUGAAUCUUUCUCAUGUGCCUGUCUCGCGGCCGGCUCUGUCCUCCAGCUGGUCGACAAGGUGAUGACGUCGGAGCUACGCAAUGGCUUCGUUGUGUGCAGGCCGCCGGGACAUCACGCCCAGGCCGAGGUAAUGAACGGCUACUCCUUGUUUAAUAACAUCGCAGUGGCAGCACGGUACGCUCAGAAACAGCACGGUGUCCAGCGGGUUUUGAUUGUGGACUGGGACGUGCAUCAUGGUCAGGGGUUCCAGCGCAUCUUCCAGGAGGAUCCCAGUGUUCUGUAUUUCUCCGUACAUCGGUAUGAGGAGGGUUCGUUCUGGCCUCACCUGCCCGAGGGAGACAGCACCAGUGUGGGGUCAGGACCAGGCGAGGGCUACAACAUCCACGUUCCCUGGAACAAGACAGGGAUGCAGGACGGAGAUUACGUCACAGCGUUCCAGAGAAUCCUGCUGCCUGUAGCCUAUGAGUUUCAGCCUCAGCUUGUGUUCGUAGCCGCAGGCUUUGACAUGGUGGCUGGUGAUCCAAAGGGUGAGAUGUGUGCGAGUCCCCAGUGUUUGUCAGUGCUCACUCACAUGCUGAUGGGUCUGGCCGAGGGUCGGAUCGUGCUCGCCCUGGAGGGAGGCUAUAACCUGCAGGCAUCAGCAGAGGCGGCAUGUGCCAGUUUGAGGUCACUCUUGGGUGACCCCUGCCCUCAUCUGAACUCCCCAGGUGCUCCGAGCGAGAGUGCUCUAAAGUCCAUCUCCAAGACAGUUUCCGCUCUGUAUCCGUUCUGGACCAGCCUGCAGACUCUGGAGGGAGGCCCUCUUUCCGAGGGAGAGCCCUUACCCUCAGCUGUGUGUGUGGAGAAACUGGAAUCGACCGUAAAAGACACUGGACUCGUUUAUGACGAGCGCAUGAUGGAGCAUCACAACAUGUGGGACAGCCAUCACCCCGAGCACCCUCAGAGAAUAUUCCGGAUCUUCUCCUACCAUGAGGCCUUGGGGCUGGUGGACCGCUGCAAGCGGAUACCGGCUCGUUUAGCCACAGAGGAGGAGAUCGGACUUUGUCACGGACCAGAGUACAUCGCUACAUUAAAGAGCACUGAGCAGAUGAAGUCCAGAGACCUGAACAAGCUCGGGAACGAAUAUAAUUCUAUCUAUAUCAGUAAUGAGACGUAUAAGUGUGCACUGCUGGCGGCUGGAGCAUGUUUCAAUGUAACUCAGUCCAUCCUUACUGGUCAGGUGAGGAACGGCGUGGCUAUCGUACGCCCCCCUGGGCAUCACGCAGAACGAGACCACGCCUGCGGCUUCUGCUUCUUCGACACGGCUGCCCUGACCGCCCGCUACGCUCAGAGCAUUACCCACAAUGCCCUGCGUGUCCUCAUCCUCGACUGGGACGUGCACCAUGGGAACGGCACCCAACACAUUUUUGAGGAAGAUGACAGUGUGCUCUACAUCUCUCUUCAUCGCUACGAAGACGGCACGUUUUUCCCCUCCUCAGAGGACGCCGGUUGCGACAGGGUGGGCCGAGGGAAAGGCGCGGGGUACAACGUGAACAUUCCCUGGAACAACGCCAAGAUGGGCGACCCGGAAUACCUAGCAGCCUUCCACCAUGUGGUGAUGCCGAUAGCACGAGAGUUUGCCCCGGAGCUGGUUCUGGUGUCGGCCGGGUUCGAUGCCGCUCGGGGUGAUCCGUUAGGAAGGUACGAUGUGACCCCGGAGUGUUACGCCCACCUCACACACCAGCUGAUGAGUCUAGCAGCCGGACGAGUCUUCAUCAUCUUAGAGGGAGGUUAUAACCUCAACUCCAUCUCCACAUCCAUGGCCAUGUGCACCAGCAUGCUCCUGGGUGACACGCCCCCCCUCCUGCCUCCUCUGCCCCCUCCUAACCCCAGCGCUGUCACUAGUAUCAACAAUGUCCUGCGAGUACACGCUCCCUUCUGGAGAUCUCUUCGAAUACAGAUUCCAGAGUGUCUUAAACCUAAAGUCAAGCACACGACUGCAGGGAAAGGUAAACAUACACCUCCUCGGUUCACCCCUCAACAACAACCCCAACGUACCCCAGUGAUGACAUCACCAACAUCGCCCCCUACUGAUCAGGACUCGGGGCUGGAUGAGCUCACUCAAGGUCUGCACUCUCUCGACCUGAGCACCUCUACCAUAUCUGCCAAUUCCAGCCCCGCCUCUGUCCCUGUGGGCGGAGCUAGACCUAAAAUGAAGCCCAGCCCCCAGGGGAAAUCCUCAGCGGUGCCGGAGAUGUCGCCCGUCCGAGUGAUCGAGGGCGGUGAUGUGAAAGCUGAGUCCACGCCCAUCAAGCAGGAGAAACAGUCAGAAACGGAAGCGGCUGAAGCGCCGGACGCUGGGGCUGUGUGCGAUCAGGUCAGUCCUGCGAUGGAAGGAGCGUGCGGUUACACCAAGAAAUCCGUCUUCGAGCUCGUGGGUGGAGCCGUGGACAUGGCCGGGGACACGAUGUACGUAGUGGACCCUUUGGCCUGGUGCCCACACUUGGAGUCGGUGCGUGCCGUGCCAGCAGGGGGCAUCGACGUGUUCCGGCCGUGUGAGGAGUGCGGCGCUGAAAACGAGAACUGGAUCUGUCUGUGCUGCUAUAAGGUUUUGUGUGGGCGUUUUGUGAACGAGCACAUGGUGGCCCACGGGCAGAUGUCCUCUCACCCUCUGGUCCUGAGCUUCGCCGAUCUAUCAGCGUGGUGCUACUCCUGCGAGUCCUACGUCCACAACGAGGUGCUGUAUGAAGCCAAAAACGCUGCUCAUCUUGCUAAGUUCGGGGAGGAGAUUCCCCCAAUCAACUAAUCCAGCACUGAAGAUGAGAAGAUUCCUGUGCAAACAAAAAGAGAGGGAGAGAAAGAGAGAUGCGUUUGCGUGUGUAUGUGUGUGAAUGUUUGUGUCUGCUUGUGCCUGUUCAUGCAUCUAUGAGGAAGUAACGAGCAGUUAUUACAGGAUGCAGCUGAAUGUGUGUGUAUGAGUGAGUGAGAAACUGUUUUCACACUGAACACUCGUCUUCAUUUCCAAACUCCUACGCGUCCUCCACUCUGCAGGAGAGCCGUCCUCAUUAUCCUGUUGCAGUUCCACCGGACCAGCGUGAGAGAGAUCACGCGUUUCUCCUCCGCCGCUCCGGUGCCAAAACCCAGAUCAUUUGAGCGAAGGUUAAUCGUUUCAACAAAUCUCUCCAUUCUUUACGCGUUCCUCGUACAAACAGCACAGGAGCAGCUUCCUCGUCCUUCUGAUACUCAGAGAUAAAUGAAGCAGCUUCCAAAUGAUUGUUUAAUUUAAUAAUGAAUAAAAGAAGAAGGUUAAACAGUGACCUCAGUGUUAACACCAGACAGACGUCUGGAAUUCAGCACCAAGCCCAGCGUUCAUCACACUGUUAAUCAUGUUCUUGAUGAUGAUGAUGAUGAUGAUGAAGGAUUAUUCACAGGCCGAAAUUCAUACCAUUCCUUUACUUCACAAGCAGUAUCUAAUGCAGAGGUUUCUGUAACAUAACGUAGUUCUGAUCGUUCAAUGUUCUCUUGUUCUGUUCCUACUUUCCAGGUUCUGUUCUGUUCUGUUCUGACCUUUUUGAUCAAACUUUGUCUGUAAAACUGUAAUUGUGAGUAAAGCUUUUGUAAACUUCAUUUACUCAAAUACACUUUAAAUAUGCGCAGCA